AUGGCUGACGACGACCACACCUUCGAGACCACUGAUGCCGGUGCUUCUUUGACCUUCCCCAUGCAGUGCUCUGCUCUGCGCAAGAACGGUCACGUUGUUAUCAAGGGCCGCCCCUGCAAGAUCGUCGACAUGUCCACCUCCAAGACUGGCAAGCACGGACAUGCCAAGGUCCACUUGGUUGCCAUCGAUAUCUUCACUGGCAAGAAGCUUGAGGAUCUUUCUCCCUCCACCCACAACAUGGAUGUGCCCAACGUGUCUCGUACCGAGUUCCAGCUCAUCGACAUUGACGACGGCUUCCUGUCCCUGAUGACCUCCGACGGUGCCACCAAGGACGACAUCAAGCUCCCUGAGGGCGAGCUUGGCGACAAGAUCCAGGCCGACUUCGACGAGGGCAAGGACCUGCUUGUUACCAUCAUCUCCGCUAUGGACGAGGAGGCCUGCGUCUCCUACAAGGAGGCUCCCAAGGGCAACAACUAA
Messenger RNA from Wickerhamiella sorbophila, 477 nucleotides. RefSeq names its product Eukaryotic translation initiation factor 5A. The transcript has a single exon. Bases 1 to 477 code for a protein of 158 amino acids. Gene Ontology annotation, biological process: positive regulation of translational termination; positive regulation of translational elongation. The record is from RefSeq and is a predicted model, not a curated record. Gene Ontology annotation, molecular function: RNA binding; translation elongation factor activity; ribosome binding. Lineage: Eukaryota; Fungi; Ascomycota; Dipodascomycetes; Dipodascales; Trichomonascaceae.